UUGGCCUUCUGGUCUUUUAGCCUUGUGAAGCAUUUUUAUUCAGUUAUGUGACAAAUUAUGUGGCUGCUGUGCAGCACAGACCCUGUAAGAGAUUUGUGCUUCAGUUUUGCUGAUAGCGACAGCCAUGGAUGCGAUGGAAGCUCCAUGUCGGCACAACAAAGGCUGCUUGCUACUGGAGCUAGAUUUCAGAUGUGAAAAACGUGAUAGCAGCCUGCCCCACGGUUUUAGCAUUCGUGGAAAAGUGGAGCGACUGUGAGUGCUACAAUCAAUGAACGCUAGAGUGCAGGCGGCCUAUCAGCUCAGAGAGCCAGAGAGAUGCCCUGUGGACCGUUUCACUAACGUGAAGCGUGCUCAGUCGAUUUGACUCACUUCAGCCCCGCUGCCGUGCCUGCCUUUCCAGAAGCGUUCCCGUCCUGCUCCACAACGACAGACACGAGGCUUCACCAGAGCUUCUCCAUCACCGACAACUCACCGCUUUCGUGCCCUUUUCCAGCUUCAUCCCUUCAAGCUUUGGCUGCUUGCGACUCAGGAGCGAGGCUUGAGCACCGGUCUGCCUCAGCAUCCCGGAUCAUCCAGCUACUUGCCAGACAAAUAAAACUCUGGUGAAAACAAUUCUUAAAGCUACAGCAGAGGCGCUUCCGCUUCCUUAACUGAGCGUGCAGUUCAAAAAUCAGCGCCGCCACCCGAUUCCCACUACACAUCCCAUCAUGCCUCACUCCUUCCAGCAGAAAAAAGCUCAGCAAAUGCUCCUUCUGUGCCAAGGAGUGAACGGGAUGAGAAAAGACGGGGAAUCCGUGGUUUGGAAUCACCACAAGCAAAGUUUCCAGGAACUUGACAAAAUGGCUUGCGCAGCAGACAGCUGCAUACAGUUCACACGCCAUGCAAGUGAUGUUCUGCUCAACCUGAACCGGCUGCGCAGUAGAGACAUCCUCACAGAUGUCACUAUCCUGGUCAACAGACAGCAGUUUCGUGCACACAAGACCGUUCUUAUGGCUUGCAGUGGGCUGUUUUACACUAUCUUCACUGACUCCCACAAGUGCAACCUUAGUGCAAUCAGUCUGGACCCAAAGGUGGACCCAGAGGGCUUUGCCAUCCUGCUAGAGUUUAUGUACACCUCCCGUCUCACACUAAAGGAGAGUCUGAUCAUGGCUAUCAUGAAUACAGCUAUCUACUUGCAGAUGGACCACGUUGUAGACACCUGCCACAGAUUCAUCAAAUCCAGUGAUCCGACUGCCAAGCUGCCUAGAGACGAGUUUCUGGUCAGUCCCUUGGUUUUACCUCAGGAUGUCCACGCUUACAGAGCUCAUGAUGUUGUUGACAGUUUGCACAGCCGCGUAGCUCCGUUCAGGGACGGGAGGCCCUACGGUUCAAACAUGUUCAGCGGGGUCAGCACCCCCAGCAACUACCAUCUCUACGGGCAGUUUCCCAUGCCAGGAUUCCCCUUCCCUCUCUGCAAGCUGGCCGAUACCAAAAAUGCUUUUGCUGACCUCUCGAAGAGCAGCAUCCACCACAAGCACUGUCCUCCGCAUGACAGUGGCAUCAGGGCAGACUACAGCAGAGCCAUUGGCACCAACUCCUCCGGCAUCAUUCACUCCACCACCUAUGCUUCCAGGGAGGUAGGGAGAGACGAUGAGAUGAGGAAAGAGAGCCACGAGGGGGUCAGCCAGUCUGUCGGUUUCACCACAAGGAAGCGUGCAUUUCCCAUGUUGUCCCUCGAGCACCAGAAAGACUUGGGCAAAGAGCACGCUCCUCAGGCCGAGGAAGAUCUCAUCCAUCAGCACUAUCCCCUGGGAAUCUCCGCUGGACGCAAGAGCCUCAUGAGCAGCCCGCAGAGCCCCCUCAAAUCAGACUGCCAGCCCAACUCCCCGACAGAGUCCAGCAGCAGCAAGAACGCCAGCCUCUCCCAAGCCGCCGGAGCGCAAACGCCACAAGGUACGCAGGACCCCAAAGCUCGCAACUGGAAGAAGUACAAGUUCAUCGUGCUGAAUCAGAGCGCCAAGGAGGACAAGGUGGGGUUAAGGGAUCCUGGGCUUCACUCACCUCAACGCCUCGCCCUGCAACCCUACCUCCACCCCAGCGACUCGGAGAACCUCGACCCACAAACGACGAGCAAGAGCAACAGCGAGGAUCUACCAGUACCCCAGGCUAGUCGUCUCAACAACAUCAUUAACAGUGCGCUUGAGGGGUCUCUGAGGAAUGGCGAUGGCCACCCUCCACACUACCUGAACCGCCUCACGUGCUCGUCCUGCGGCUCCCAGUCCCCGCAGCACUCGGAAGUCUGUCCCAACAACUCCAGGUCCCGUCUAUCAGAGGAAAUGUCAGAGCUUCAUUCAGAAUAUUCAGACUCCAGCUGUGAAAACGGCACGUUCUUCUGUAACGAAUGCGACUCCAAAUUUGCUGAAGACGAAGCUUUGAAACAACACAUGCUUCAAGUACACAGCGACAAGCCAUACAAGUGCGACCGCUGCCAGGCUGCUUUCCGCUACAAGGGCAACCUGGCCAGCCACAAGACUGUCCACACAGGAGAGAAGCCGUAUCGCUGUAAUAUCUGUGGUGCUCAGUUCAACAGACCAGCUAACCUCAAGACUCACACUCGCAUCCACUCAGGAGAGAAGCCAUACAAAUGUGAGACGUGUGGAGCUCGUUUUGUACAGGUUGCUCAUCUGCGCGCUCAUGUGCUGAUCCAUACGGGCGAGAAGCCAUACCCAUGCGAGAUCUGUGGAACCCGCUUCCGUCACCUGCAGACGCUGAAGAGCCACCUCCGCAUACACACAGGCGAAAAGCCCUACCAUUGUGAAAAAUGCAACUUGCACUUCCGCCACAAGAGCCAGCUACGGCUGCAUCUUCGACAGAAGCAUGGCGCCAUCACUAACACGAAGAUCCAGUACCGUAUGUCCACAGCAGACAUGCCCACUGACUUGACAAAAGCAUGCUGAGCCAGAUGAAGGAAGCGGUUUUAAGAAGGCAAUCUUGACCUUGGCAUUUAUGAACCCCAACUUGUACAAUCAUCCAAAAUUGUAGUGCCACACUGUGUUUAUUAGACAUGUAAAUUGGCUGCGUAUGCCAUUCUAAACGGGUUUCCACUACAUGUGAACGUAGAGCCACAUGGCAUCUUAGUCACUUUAUUGUUUCUAUAUAGAUAUAAAUAUAUAUAUGUAUGUGGGGAGUGUUUUUAAGCUUUGAAGGUACGUAUAUAUAAAGCUUUAUUUUGUUGAGAAGGAUGGAAUGUAAACAAUCAGUUUUUUGAAAAAAAAAACAGUAUUUUAUAUCAGAGAACUUACUUUUCUGAAAGUAUUGAAAAUUUUGACGGGUGGUACAUAUAUUUUAAGAUAAUGGGAUUUGCGGCUGUAUAGAGUUGUCUAUACAUGAUUUUUAUGUAGAUGUACGUACAUGUUGUCAAGUUGCCAUAUUCACGUGAGCGGGGAAUUAAAAAAUAAAAAAUUGGAUUUGGUGUAAAACAUAUCAGAUGUCUGCUGCUGUCUGAGGAUGUGCAUGAGGUACUCUCUAACCGGUGUCGGUUUCUGGCGUACACGAAGUGGGCAACUGCAUAAAUAUUGUGACAUAUUGUGUAAUUAUAUCCGUGGGAUUGCUCUCUGCGGGCAGAGCCAAUCUAAGUGUUGAAAUGCAUUUCAAGGUACUGCUUUGUAACGACCAAGAAAAACAUUUUGCUUCAAAUGUAUUCGUAUAGGUGUGACUUCUGUUGGUUGAUUUGUUUUUCAUAAGUGAAGGUUUACAGUUUUGCUCAUUGUUCUAGAUCCUACGGUAAAAGUCGUGUAAAUGUCGAGGUUUUUUCGUUUUUGUAGAUACACUGUGUAUUCAAUGUGCCUUUCUCUAUGGUGACUGAAUUCCUCUCCAUUCAGCCCGGCUCUGUUAAGGUACAACUCAAGGACGCCACUUGUCCGAGAUCCCUGUUUGUGUGUGAGCGUGUGAGUGUAUAUUUUUAAAAGCUCGUCACCAACCUUUGAACGUGCAGACUCAUCAUUGUAAAUCUUCAGGACUUGUUUUCGGAUUGGAUUUUUUUUUUUUUUUUUUUAAACUGCAUUAAAAUUAUUGUACAACGUUAUAGAUGUAUGAAUGUAAAAUAAAGGUAUUGGAUUUCUAUGUA
Oreochromis aureus is the source of this 4105-nucleotide messenger RNA. RefSeq names its product BCL6A transcription repressor a (gene bcl6aa). Gene Ontology annotation, biological process: regulation of transcription by RNA polymerase II. The coding region runs from base 708 to 2936 and encodes 742 amino acids. Lineage: Eukaryota; Metazoa; Chordata; Actinopteri; Cichliformes; Cichlidae. Gene Ontology annotation, molecular function: protein binding; DNA-binding transcription factor activity, RNA polymerase II-specific; RNA polymerase II cis-regulatory region sequence-specific DNA binding. The record is from RefSeq and is a predicted model, not a curated record. Gene Ontology annotation, cellular component: nucleus. The transcript has 12 exons.